ACCUCACAGAGAACUAAAGGCAAGGACAUGCCAUUUUAAUUAAUUUAAAUUUGAUAUUAUAAAGGUAUGAGGUGAAACACUGGACUUUUGUUUCCCCCUCUGCUUUGCAUAAUGUGCCUAUACUCUGCCCUGCAUAAUGUGCCUAUACUCUGCUCUGCAUAAUGUGCCUAUACUCUGCCCUGCAUAAUGUGCCUAUACUCUGCUCUGCAUAAUGUGCCUAUACUCUGCCCUGCAUAAUGUGCCUAUACUCUGCUCAAGCCACAGCCUAACAUAACCCUGUGUCAUGUGGUUCGGUUUGCUGCUUUUCUCUCAGCCCAUUGUUCUUAUGGUUUCCCAGCCCCACCUUGACAGGCUGUUUUCAGUUACUUUCUUCAUUUUACCUUUAAAGUGAAAACUCAUUACUUAAACCAGCUUGCAUUAUUACUUUGCAUGUCUAGUAUAAUAACUAUUUCAAAGCAGCAAUUAACCAUUAUAAUCAUUGUAGUUAAAUCAACAGUGUCAUUAUGAAUUUCUUUGGUAAUUACUGAUUGGAAUUACAAUUGUAUCUGCAUAGAUUUUCUACCACAGUUACUCAUAGUACGUUGUUUGGUAUAAUUUAACAGAGGUAUCAUAAUCAAGAGAGAGCGGCAGAUUAGGUUAUCAAGUAUUUAGCAGAUCUCCAUGGUAACCAUUGUGUGCUGUAUAUAUCCUGAAGUACUUUAACAACCAUCAUGUAAUGACUACAAAGAUAAGUGUUACAAUUUCAACACAUAUAAUUACAAUAGAAUAGAAUAGAAUAGAAUAGAAUAGAAUAGAAUAGAGAUAAUCUUUGUCAGGAAGCUGCAGUGUAAUGUAGUCUGGGCACUGGAGGAAUGAGUCACAUUUAGUAGGAAAACAGCUGAUACAUUCCUGAACAGUUAAUUGUGCCUUAUGACCAAAUGAAGGCCAACUUUGGCGCAUUUCCGCAAAGUAUUCUGGGUGAGGCUGUAACCAAACAAACAAGCUACUGGCCAUUUUGUAUCACCAUGCUGUUUAUUUUUUUUUCUUGGCUAGUGCAACAAUACACACACACACACACACACACACACACACACAGAAACCUGUAUUCAUAUCCUUGUGGAUGCCAUCCAUUCAUUUGUAUUGGCAAAACCCUAACCCCAUCAAUGAUGACCUUAACCCCCACCCAGGCCUAACCUUAACCAUUAGUACCCAAACAAAAGACUUUUCGGCAUUUACAUUUUUUGACUGCAGUCACAAAUUUUUAUAAAAUUGAUUUUCACAUCUGGGGGCCCAAGUGAGGCCCUUAGCCCCCAGCUCCAUGGGCACCCCUGCCCUCCACUGCCCAGCUUUACUUCACCUACACGUGUGUCAUGGAGAGCUGGACAGGAUAGGUGAAAAGAGAAUUUCCCCACAGGAAUCAAUAAAUUGUCAUUAUUAUUGUAUAUAGAGAGAGUAUAUAAAUGCCUGCAUGUUUUGUGUCUUAUAACAAUAUGAUUAUUAACAAAGUUUCAGUGAAAGGUAAAUUAUAUUUACAGUUGGCUUUUUGAACCAUUAUUUAAAAAGUACACAAUACGUACAACUCAGCACAUUGUUGGUCUUCCUCAUUAUUCCCGACAACACAUGUCACAGAAUGUUAGAAUGAAAAGGCAAAGGUAUUUGUGGUCUUUAUAGCAGCGCGGCGUGUGAAUGAGCAGGUCUGGCACAGUGGUGUGACACCAGGAGCUGCCAGAGACCCACAGACAUCCACAGGAACUGCCCCGUCAACAUUAUCAGCUGCCCCCAAAAUCCCAGCCCCUACUGCACCACAGUGUGGACAUCAUGAAUCAGUGGUUUUUAGAGGCAUUAAAGCCACAAACAGCAGAGAAGUGAUGGAGAAUUUAGCCAAGAACGUUUUUGUGUUUGUAGGGUAAGACUUUCUAUUCAAAUGACCAGCUCUUGCUUCCCAUGUGUGGUAGUUAUUGGUACUUUAUAAGAAGAAAAUGGAGCAGUGUCCUUCAUAGCCUUUAUUCCCGGUCUUGCUGCUUAUUUUUCAUGGUCGGCCUAAGAGUGCUGAGCCUGAUUUACAUGGCAGUGACCCAGCGGCGGGAUUUUGAUGACACACCAGCCCCCGGGUUUCUCAACCCUGCAUGGAUGGCGUCAGUCCCUGACAGCCGGCCCCUGUCCGAGGUCACGCUCCCCGGCAGCCACAACACCAUGGCGCGGUACGGGGGAGCCCCGACUCGGUGCCAGUCCUGGCCCCUGGCCUUACAGCUGCGGGCUGGCGUGCGGUUCCUGGACGUGCGGGUCCGUCACGUGAAGGGCAAUCUCACCAUCCACCAUGGUGUGGUGUACCAGCGGGCUCACUUUGGUGACGUUCUUGAAGACGUGGCUGCGUUUCUCCAUGAGAGGCCUACUGAGGCCGUACUGAUGCGGCUCAAGGAGGAAUUCAGCGAAACUAAUGACAUCUACGGGUCGGUGGUCAGCUACAUCCACCGCUAUGCCCAUUGGAACCUGCUAUGGCAUAGCCGCCUGGUGCCAACUAUGGUGCAGGCCCGUGGAAAGCUCAUCAUCCUGCAGGACUUCGUUGGCCCAGACCUCGGCAUGCGUUAUGGAUCCCUGGACAUCGCUGACGAGUGGAAGGUGCCGACAUUCCUUCACUUGCCGGCAAAGUGGGAGACUGUGCGCAAGCACUUGGGAGCCGCUGAGGCCGGGAACAAGGCCCAGAUGUUCCUCACUUACUCAAGUGGAGCCGGGAUCUUCGCCUAUCCGAUUUCCGUGGCCCGACACAUCAAUGCCCAGCUCUUAGACCACCUCGCGCUCAGGGCAGGAAAGCCCAGGCGCUAUGGCAUCCUGGCCAUGGACUUCCCUGCCGCUCCACUCCUGCAGACCAUCAUUAACUUCAACUGAUGUGGAAGUAUAGC
This is a messenger RNA of Paramormyrops kingsleyae, 2879 nucleotides long. The record is from RefSeq and is a predicted model, not a curated record. Lineage: Eukaryota; Metazoa; Chordata; Actinopteri; Osteoglossiformes; Mormyridae.